AUGGACUACUUUGCCCAAUCUCCCUUGUCGUACGACUCGCCGCCACGCGCGUGGGGUACGGGCAAGUCGUCGCUCUCAGGUUCGUCCGCGAAACCGAUCGUCUCCCCCUCGUCGUCGACUGCAUCCCAGCAACUCCCUUCGGCGCGUCGUCAUCGCCACAGCGCAUGCGUAGAUAAGGCUCUGGUGUUGUGUCGGGAGAUGGCUGCGGAGGCGACGACAUCGGCUAUUGCUGGCGAGGAUCAGGUACGUCCACGAGCCAGCUCAUUCAGGAGGUGUUGCUCGAGCAUCACCCGCGUCAGCUGAGACUUACAACUGCCCAUGCAUCUCAGGGUAUUAUCCAAAACCUCGAAUCAGCAGGAUGGGCCUACCACACCACCACGGAAGGCGUGCGCAUCUUUUCAAAGCAAUCGACCGAGUCGAGCUCGCUCAAUGGCGUCAGGGAGAACGAGUCGCUGCCGUACUUUCGGGGAGAGGGAUGGAUAGAGGGGUCCUGGCAACUCGAGGAUCUCUACGCGACCAUUGUAUCAAUUGGUGCCAGAUCUGUCUGUGCGUACACGCGUCGAUUGGGGAUGGAGCAAGCUUUGCGCUGUCGAGGCAGAGCUCUCCUGAUAGCCCGGAUAGUGGUCAAGGAUUCUGACCGGUGCUGGUCACCAUGUCUCCUUUUCGCAGGGGAUUCGAAGCUAGAAGCAAACGAGUCAUACGUUGCUGCAUACUUGUCCGAGACAGAUCAACUAUGGAAGAGUUUCGUCAGGGCCGAGCUCGGCGUCAAUCGGGAAGCGGCCCUGGUGUCCUCGUAUGCACUCGAUCCUCUUUCGCCCAACACUGCCUACAUCAUCUCAACCUCCGUUGAAGACCCGCUGUUGAUCCAGAAAUGUGGUCGAGGGCAUGUGCAUCUCAAUGGUGUCUGCAUCCGCCGACUACCGCGGCAACCUCACUUUGAGCAACCCCCCGGGAAGGACGAACCCCCGCCGAACUCACUCUCUACUCGUCCCGGUCAUCGAAGAACCAAGAGCUCGGCCAUCCUCCCGGGGAGUGGUGGCGGUUUACUAAGUCCAGGUCUGGCGGGACCGAGUUCGAUGCCUCUGGCGACCUCGGAUGGGCUGCAGCCACGGAUGCCCUUCUUUGGAUCUUCGCUCGCCCUACCUCCAUCCCUGCCUGCCCUGAUCCAUCGGUCGACCUCGCUCGGGUCCUUGUCGAACAACACCGAUUCGGAAAACAGAACACUUCCGCCUAUUCGUACCGACCUUUCGCCGCCAUCGGCGGAAGCCUCUCCUGUCACGGGUCGGUCGUACGAUGGCCUGCUGUCCAAAUUCGCCAGCCCCAAUGGCCUUGGCCCACCCUCGGCAGUGAUUCCGAACGAUGACCGGCCCGGGGUACAUAUCUCCCUCAUCUUACACGCAGCUCCGGGACUCAAUCUUCCUCAGACCACCGUGAAUCAGCUCUCCUUGCACUUGCCUCUUUCAAUUCACGCGAUCGGUCGCUACGUCUUGGCGCACGGGUUCGCACCUCAUCUGAUUCGAACACCCGGUAUCGAAGUGAUGGAAGAGGCGUUUGAUUUCCCUUCGACGACCUAUCGCGCUAUCUUUCGUCGAACCAACAACAUCCCUGCCUCUUCGAAUACAGGGCCCGCAAUGGACCAGCCGACCCGUGUCCGCUUCUUUGGUUCGACAUUCGCCAAGGGUCGGUUCGAUAUCGAGGUCUCCUCAUCUUCGUCCGAUUAUGACCCGACCUGGUCAAUCAACUACGAUGUCAGUCCGAUUGUCGCACCGGAGAUCCGUCGCUUCAGCGCAGAUGAGGAUGCCCAUGUACGACCUCGCGUGGCGGGACCUCGCAAGAGCUCGCUUUCGAUUCUCGGUUCACCGACUUUACCCUCUGCGACCGGGACGACGAGGUAUGCUCAGACGACAAGCCCGACUUUGCAAGAUGGUGAAGGUGGGAAUAAAGAAGAGGAGAAAGUUAGUGAACAGGAUUGGGUCGAUCCGGCGCUCCUUCCCGGUCCCUUGGGCGCUUGUACGCUGCUCUUGCCUCCUCCACCGCCUUAUGUCCCCAUCACGAUCAGCAUCACCAAGAACCUUUCCCUCGUUUCCAAACCCAUCGGAACGACCUUGUCGACGGCGUUGGGUCAAGCGGCGAAAAGUGAUGCUGAUUUGGGGUGGGAUUCGGUCGAACAUAUGCUGGCUGCGACUGUGGUGGGCAGUGAGGCUUGGGCGGAGAGGAAUUUGACCAAAGCCAAGAAGGUGUUGGAUGUUGUCAAGGUGGGGAAGGAGGAGGAGCAUCAGCUGAAUGGGGGAAUGGGGUCUGGAGAAGAUUGA
This is a messenger RNA of Microbotryum saponariae, 2312 nucleotides long. Lineage: Eukaryota; Fungi; Basidiomycota; Microbotryomycetes; Microbotryales; Microbotryaceae. The record is from the annotation of a GenBank genome assembly.